GUACCUAUAUAAUAUUAAGUCUAUGGUUUUCCCAAUAUUUUCCUAGAAUUCUCGAUUUAAAAUGGAUUUAAAAUUAUUUAAUUAUAAUUGUUUAACUUAAAAUAAUUUAAACUAGGUUGUGUGGCUAAUACAAAUUACAGAUAUUUUGUAUGUACCUGCUAUUAGCCCUAGGUGAUAGAGGACAUAAUUUGAAGUCACUAAUCCAAGUCAACUUUAGGAUAAGUAUCUCAAUUUGUAUCAUAAUCAUGUCAAAUAAAGAUACUGUUAUCCUAAACAGCCAGGCAAAAAAAGUAGUAUAUAAUGUAAAUCUUUUCAUGACCAAAUUGGCAGAAAAAGAGUUAAAACAUUGUCCUGAAGAUAUUAUGGAACGUACAGCCAUUGCCACCGGUGUACCCAAAAAAACUUUAUCCAAAGUUAUUUACGAAUUUAAUAAUCCAGACAUAAUAGAAGACAAAGGCCUGGAAAUCAAAACAACUGCAAAACGUUACAAUAUAACCAACACCCUUAAAGCAAAUGUCAGAAAUUGCAUUUUUGAUCACUUUUAUACAACAGAACGCGUGGUACCUACAGUUAAGCAGCUGUAUAAAAAGUUAAAAGAAGACAAUUUGUUCCCAGGAACUAUCAAAACUCUUAAACGCACUUUAAAAGAUUUGGGCUUUACGAAGCUCCGAAUAAAUAAAAAUCUUAAUGUAUUAAUAGAAAAGUCAAAGUUUGUAUUGCCGAGGAUAAAAUUUUGUAAAGCUAUCGAUCAAUGUCGUUCAGAAGGAAGAUCUAUCGUGUAUGUAGGAGUAUCAGCAAUUGGUUAUGUACCAUUAAACACUAAUUCUGAUGACAGUGGAUCACAGAAAACUAAAGUGUCAUCACAAAAAAUUUUCCUUGGACAUGCUAUAUCAACUGAAGGUUACAUUCCAAAUUCCCAAAUCUUGUUUCAGGAAACAACAAGAAAGGCAUUCAAUAAUACUUAUUAUAGGUGGUUGCUUACUCAUGUUGUGCCUAAUCUACCUCCAAAUUCCGUCGUAGUGAUAAACAAUACAGUCUAUAAUAAUAUACUUGAAGAUUAUGUGAUAACAUCAAAUUCUAACAGAUCAGUAAUGGAGGCUUGGCUGAAUGAGCGAAAUAUACCUUUUUCUAAUACUAUGUUCAAACCACAUUUGUAUAAACUGAUUUCGUCUCAUAAAGAUCACCAGAUACAGUAUAAAGUUAAUACGAUCAUCGAGAGUGCAGGUCAUGAGGUGUUACGUAUUCCAGAGGUAUAUUCAGACUUGGAUCCGUUGUCUAUAAUAUUUGACGACAUCAGCAAUUUUGUUGACGAUAACAAAGACAGUAUAUCAAGUUAUGUUGACUUUAAAACCCUGAUAAUCGAGAAAUAUGGCAAAAUAUCUUCGAUUGAGUGUAAAAUUUUAUUCGCGAAGGUAAAAAAGAAUGAGGAGAAGUAUAAUAGGAUUGAUCAUUUAGUUGACGACUUGACGGACGAAUUGGCAGAUCAAGUCGUUGAAGACGAGAGUCGUGGAGAGUUCGCAGAUAUGAUGUACUCUGACUUGGAUGAUUCCGAUUGCUCAAUGGAUAUUCCAAUUAUGGAAGUGGAAGUUAAAUAUGAAGCACUAGAACAGGAAAAGUCAGAUAUAGUCGUAAAGGAAGAAGUUGUUGAAAUUAAAUAUGAACCUGAUGAUCCCCUGAAAAUGUCCUAAAAUAAACAAGUCUGCUGCUGAUAAAAGCUGUGCUGGGUUUGUAAGGAACUUUUCUAUUUUGUGUGACUGUUACCUCCGUAUAAAAUAAUAUGUACAACCAUAAUGACUUAGAUCAGCGGUCGGCAGCACGCGGCCCGCGGGCCACAUGCGGCCCGCGAACGUUUUACUUACGUUACGGCCCGUGAAUGUUUUGUGAAUAAGUUAUAAGUGUAAAAAACAUGUUUUCUAAUAUUUCCAGUAAUUAUCGCAACUUAAAAACGUUGCUGUUUAUGUCAUUUUGUAAUAAAACUUUGUUUAUUUUUCUGAAUGCUAUUAUAUUACUCUCUUACAAAUUUUGACAGCUCACUUUUUACUGGAGCCAUCAGAGAGGUUGAAAGUUUUUUAAAUUGUGGUCUAGAAAACCCCUAAAUAUGCGUAGGUCAUAUCAUAUAUUGGGCUUUAGCGUUAAUACGAGUAUAAGGCCUGCGACCCGCCUUUAGUUUGUUUUGCCACUUUGUGGCCCUUGCCUGCAAAAAGGUUGUCAACCGCUGACUUAGAUAGAUCAGCAUAGAUAUUUUUUUAUAAGGGGGUUAAUUAUACAUAACAUUUUUACUGCUACCAUGGAAAAUAAAGAGUAUUUGUGUACAA
Aricia agestis (brown argus) is the source of this 2315-nucleotide messenger RNA. RefSeq lists its product as uncharacterized. The record is from RefSeq and is a predicted model, not a curated record. NCBI's taxonomy places the organism in Eukaryota, Metazoa, Arthropoda, Insecta, Lepidoptera, Lycaenidae. Bases 150 to 1688 code for a protein of 512 amino acids. The transcript has 4 exons.